AUGUUAUCUAAGUCUCAUUGUAGCCGUCCCGAAAUUCCUUCCUUGACCAUGAGCGACGAUAGCGAGGACACGUCUCUUCUCUCUGUCAAAUAUGUCCCUUCUCCGGAUACAUUGACCAAAUUAGUGAAACGUCUACGUGCGCUGACGCUGACGCUAUUACCGGUCGAAGUUUCUCCGAACAGUCUUAGUGAACCUACUAGCCGGAUUAUCACACCCCAAGUUAUUGCUGCGUACCGUGAAUCGGCGGGGGACUUCGUUGAAGCUCUCCCAUACUGCUUACUUAGAGCUCGAGCAGAAUUUAUGUAUGAUGCGGACCAUAACCCAGCUGAUUAUGGGGAGGACUACGGAAGAGCUAUCGCAUGUGAAGUGCUUGCUAGGAAAAUUGUGCAUCAGUCUCCACCAGAUCAGAUCAAUGCAUUUAUGUCGACACGCUUCAAACAUCGACAGCUGGAUGGAGACGAGAGUGACAUGGCGAGUGCCCUUGAGAUGGCCAUUGAUUCGCAUUGCACGAUAUUUUUGUCCUCAACGGAAGCACAGGAUGUCGUUGACGCGCUUUGGCAAGGAGACCUAAUUCAGAAAAAUAACGAAAAUCUUGAGAUUGAAUAUGUUCCAUACGCCGGAACCCAUCCUCGAACUUUCUGGGGACAUCUAGAACCAUCGCGUCUUUCAGUACCGCGAUAUCAAAAUGUCCUCCGUAUCGUUGUCUGGUUCGUGCUUCUGUUCGUUUACUGCCAGACAGUUCGACAGCCAGCAGAACGACUGGACCCUCUCAAUAAUGCCUACUUGGAUGGAUGGGAAGUUGUCUUUUACUUGUUAGCCCUAACUAUAGCUGUAGAAGAUAUUUACAAGUUCACGAAGCUCUUGACCUUUGUCACCUGGCGUGCAUUUUCGUUCUGGAAUAUGGUUUCUCUUAUUACCGAUUCGCUCAUACUUGCCGCAUUCAUUCUGCGGGUCGUUGCAAUGCGUGUAACAGGCGCUGAGCAGCAAAUCAACCUAAGGACUGCGAGCUUUCAAGUUCUUAGUUUUGUGUCGCCGUUCAUUUGGAUGAAGCUUUUGACUGUCUUUGAUGGUUAUAAGUACAUAGGCACAAUGCAAAUAUGUAUCGCUCGAAUGCUACAGGAAUCAAGCAUAUUUUUUGCUUUGUUGUCCAUCAUGGCUUUAGGUUUUACACAGGCUUUGUGGGCUUUGGACGCGGCCGAUGGUCAAGCCAGCCCACCAUCUUCGGUGGUGAAUGUGUUGGUGCAAGCUCUUCUAGGGUCUCCGAAUUUCGAAAUUUUCUCGAGUCUCGGCCUUGUGAUGUACUAUUUCUGGAAUGUCGUGACAGCAAUAAUUCUCCUCAACGUGUUGAUUUCCUUGUUUUCAUCGGCAUAUCAGAAUGUCGUGGAUGAUGCAGAAGCGCAAUAUUUGGCUUUCUUCGCGGGUAAAACGGUGGGAAUGAUCAGGGCACCUGAUGUCUAUGUCUAUCCUGCACCUUUCAAUCUCAUUGAAAUCGUUUUCGUCACGCCUUUCGAGUACAUUCCAGGGUUUCGUUUGAGCCACAAAAACUACGCCAAGCUAAAUAGAUUUGUGAUGCGGGUAGUUUUUGUUCUUCCUUUGACACUUAUUGCUCUGUACGAGUCGACUCGCGGACGCCACUGGGUGACGGAUUGGCUACGCAGUGAUAAUGAAGGUGACGAGAACUAUUCUCAAAGCAGGGAUCCAGAAGCAGAUGCUGAGGAGAAUGGCCGCAAGAUAAGCAAGGUCUCCUUCGAAGAACUGAUCAAGGCCUUUCCCAAUACCGCUCAGUCGAGCGAGGAGUUGCUUCUGAACGAGAUUGCUGGAUUAAAGAAGCAGCUGAGUACUGUUCUACAAAAACUGGAUGCUGGCGGUGCCAGUGUGAAAGGAGAAUAAUGGUUGUGUUCUAAAGGGGACGAACAGCACAUGGAUUUUCCGCAACUUAUUUAACGGGUAUGCAUUGGGUCAUAAACCCGAUUCUCACGAUUGUCAGGACAGGAACUUACGGGUCUAGUUAACUGUGCCGAGCUGAUGCUGGAUCCUAUUAUUCUACGAAUGUAGCAUCUUGAAUUUCUUGAUUCACUUCUUCCGAAAGUCCAUGCGUAUAGAACCAGGAGCACCCGCCUUGCCCUUUGGCGUUUCAUUGGCACUCGGGCUGUAU
Molecule: messenger RNA, 2155 nt
Organism: Guyanagaster necrorhizus
Lineage: Eukaryota; Fungi; Basidiomycota; Agaricomycetes; Agaricales; Physalacriaceae
Exons: 20
Coding region: 49-1890 (613 amino acids)
Source: RefSeq, a predicted model, not a curated record